Molecule: messenger RNA, 1175 nt
Organism: Pogona vitticeps (central bearded dragon)
Lineage: Eukaryota; Metazoa; Chordata; Lepidosauria; Squamata; Agamidae
Source: RefSeq, a predicted model, not a curated record
CCCGCCGGGACCGUUAAAGGGCCGCCGAGCGAGGCUCGCGUCCCGCGGGCUUCCCGCUUUCAGGGCGCUGUUGGUGCCAUGAGGUGGCUGUGGCUUUUUCUGCAGGUCCUCGCCCUCGACGGCGCGCACGGAGUUAGAAGGCCGCGGGCGCGCGUCUAUCCCAAAAUUACGAACAGGACCUUCAUAAAUCAGUACCUCGAAGCCCACAACAGACUCCGCUCCCAGGUUGACCCUCCCGCCUCGGACAUGUUUUACGUGACAUGGGAUAUAGCUUUAGCUAGAACAGCUAGAGCAUGGGGAAAGAGAUGCAUUUUUGAACAUAACCCAUUCAGGAUGAAAAAAGGAGGUGGCCAUCCUGAGUCUAAAUUUCAGCCUCCAGGAGAAAACCUGUGGUUCGGAAGUGCACGUAGACGGCCAUUUAAUGCUACAGAUGCUGUAAAUAAAUGGUACUCAGAGGUAGAAUCCUACAGUUACCACAACAACUCAUGUACACAACUAUGCAGUCAAUAUAAUCAGGUUAUUUGGGCUGCUACUUAUAAGGUUGGAUGUUCUGUUGUCUUCUGUAGCAAAUUUGGCCGGCACAGAAAUAUUGAGUAUUUUGUGUGCAAUUAUGGUCCACGUGGCAAGUACCCACUGAAACCAUAUAAAGCAGGACCAUCAUGUAGUGCAUGCCCAGAAGGAGAUACUUGUGAAAAUAAUCUUUGUAGAAAUCCUGAACGGGAGAAAGAAAACAGUGCCCGGUCUGCCCGAUGGUAUCCACCUUGGGGACACUGGAUUAUAUGUGAUGACUCCUGUAUUGCUGUUGCACUUUUAAGGCCAUCAUUAAUGUUUAUUGUAUUUGCAGCUGUUUGCUAUUUACAACGUUAUCAAUAUUUAAGUUGGCAAGAAUGAACUGUUUGAAAUACCUAUAGCACAAACGUUGACCAGUAGCUCAUAUUUACAUGUAUUUUAACAUUAACAUUUUCCUAUUUUACUUAUUUCUUAUAAUACAUGCAACUUUGUAAAGGUAUAAAAAGUCAGUUGUCCUAUUUAGUGAGUUGGUAAUAUUUUUAAAUCAAAGAAAAAACAUUUAAUAUCAUAUUGGACAGGUUAAACACUACAGUACUAAGACUUUUCAAGGAUCCUGUACCAUUAAAUUACGCAGCUCCACUUUUACAGGUUCAGUAUUAUUCAUU